AUGCAAGCAUGGCAAGUAGUCGACGUUGAGGGUUGCCUCUACUAUGCCUUCCUUCCAGCAAAUCAAACGCCAAAGCUCUCAGAACGCGAGAAAACGAUCUCAAAGUCAACCGACGAUAUCAUGAAGAACAGCGAAGACUCGGACGAAAUUUUCAUGAUUCCAGCCGAGGACGACAUGGGUGACAACAGUAUGUGCGCGAUAAAAAUAAAGAAAGAGGAUAUGGAUGAAGUUUCAUCCGCGAACGAGGAACAUUAUGACGACACCAAAGUAUACGCUUGUGAAGAGUGCAAUAUUUGCUUUCCGGUAAUGCAGAUGCUGAAACGACACAGAAACGCGGUCCACGAGCAGGCUCAACGUUACAAGUGUAAAGUUUGCUUCAAGAUAUGUCGUAGCCUGGUCGCGUUCAAGAUGCAUGUAGCCUUGGAGCACAAAACAGAGGAAGAAGAAGUAAAGGACGCGGAGAGUCUGACUUAUGCUUGCAACUUUUGCAACUAUGAAAGCACCAACAAGUCUACCCUUCACUCUCACAUUAGCAGGAAACAUUCGACGAAACGUAUAAGCAGGAGAAGAAGCAGUUACAGGUACACGACCGAACCAGAAGAGUAUUCCUGUGAUGUUUGCGAGUUCAAAUGCCAGAAUCGACGUAGAUUAAAAGAACACCUAGAACGCAAACAUGCGUCGGAGUAUAAGUACGACUGCGAAUAUUGCGGGAAAAAGUUCAAGGUAAAGGGCGAUAUGAGGCUACAUGUCCGUUUUAAACACAAAGAAGGACCUAUAGUCUGCGACGUCUGUGGGAAGACCUGCUCGAACAGUAAUUCCCUGUACGUGCACCAAAAGUGGGCACAUUUCAAGCCAAAGUACGAGUGCGAGAUCUGCAAGAGACGUAUGGUCACUCAGGAGAACCUCGACCAACACAUUUUAUUGCAACACGAGAGACGAGAGAGUUUUGUCUGUGAAGAAUGUGGCAAGUCAUUCACUGAGAAUCACCGAUUGAAACAGCACAUGAUGACUCACACCGGUGAUAGACCAUACGAUUGUCACAUUUGUGGUAAAGCCUUCGCACGUCGCACAGCCUACAGACAACAUUUGCUCAUCCACACGGGCAAACGACCAUAUAUCUGUGAUAUUUGCGGUAAAACGUUCACGCAGAAGCCCGGCCUGAUUUGUCACCGGAAAUCGCAUCCCGGUGUCCAUCCUCCGUUACCAGUUGUCCACAUAGAACAUAUCCUUAGCGACUUCAUGAAGAAAGAAUGA
Eufriesea mexicana is the source of this 1254-nucleotide messenger RNA. Its product is annotated as zinc finger and SCAN domain-containing protein 12. Gene Ontology annotation, molecular function: RNA polymerase II cis-regulatory region sequence-specific DNA binding; DNA-binding transcription activator activity, RNA polymerase II-specific. Gene Ontology annotation, biological process: regulation of transcription by RNA polymerase II. Lineage: Eukaryota; Metazoa; Arthropoda; Insecta; Hymenoptera; Apidae. Bases 1 to 1254 code for a protein of 417 amino acids. The record is from RefSeq and is a predicted model, not a curated record. The transcript has a single exon. Gene Ontology annotation, cellular component: nucleus.